This is a messenger RNA of Stegodyphus dumicola, 1353 nucleotides long. RefSeq names its product mitochondrial ribonuclease P protein 1 homolog. Gene Ontology annotation, biological process: positive regulation of mitochondrial translation; mitochondrial tRNA 5'-end processing. Gene Ontology annotation, molecular function: tRNA binding. NCBI's taxonomy places the organism in Eukaryota, Metazoa, Arthropoda, Arachnida, Araneae, Eresidae. Gene Ontology annotation, cellular component: nucleus; mitochondrion; nucleoplasm. The record is from RefSeq and is a predicted model, not a curated record.
UAGUGUCCCCAGCCUAAAACACGCAUGUCGUCCAAGUAAAUAGGAGGAUCUGUUUAUGUGUUACUGUAUCUUUUUUCCUUGGCUUUUGUGAAUUUUAAAAUGAAUACAGUAUAUAAAAGCAUAACAGCUGUUAAAGUAUAUUAUUCAUAUUGCAUAAAAUUAAGAUGUUUCACUGGCAUUGCUAUUAGAAAUAAAUCAAAUUUUAAUAGAUUGCAAUGGAAUUCUUCAAACAUACGACUUUUAACUAAUAAUUCAUGCAUAAAUGCGUCGAAAUUAAGUACGGGAGCAAAAGAGGAGACAUCCGAUCUUCAACAGCAUGAUAAAGAAUUCGCAGUUGCGAAAUAUUCGGAACUUGUCACCGAUCUUGAGAAAAAGAAAAAAAUUCUUAUGCUUUUGAUGGAACACGAAGUUGCAAAACUGGAAGGCAAAAAAGUGCCAUCAAAAAUUUCCGUGAUGGAUAUGAGGGAACUCUUAUCUAUGUAUAGUUAUUCAUCCCGUAUCAAAUAUAUGGGAUUUUUAUUUGAAAAAGAACUACGGAAAGCUGCAGACCGCAGAAAAAAAGAAAUUAAGCAAAAAGAUAGACAAGCUUGGUUGAUUGAAAAAGAAAACAUAAAACCACCUGAACACAUACAGUAUGGUAUUGGGCACAACACAAUGAUAUUAAGAAUUCGUCGAAAAACUGUGAUGCGAUUCUACAACCAGCGGCUGGCAAAUGCAGUGCUCUAUGGCCAGAAAUUUAUUGUGGACAUGGACUAUGAUUGUUUUAUGCGAAAACAGGAUUGUAAUAAUUGUGGAGAACAGUUACUGGAACUCUACAGCGUUAACAGAAGGAAUUGUAAUCCUUACGACCUUUUCUUUUGUAAUGUGGACAACCAAAGCCAAACAAUGACUUCCUUUCGAAGAUACAUGCCUAACUUGUAUGCACCAGACAAUUUCAUCACAUUGACAGAUUUAAGUUAUUUAGACAUAUUUCCGAAAGAAAAACUAGUUUAUGUCACUCCUUUUGCAAAAGAGCCUAUGAAAACAUAUGACCAUAAUGCUGUAUACAUAAUUGGAGGAUUGGUGGAUAAGUGCAUUAAAGAACCCGUGGUUCUUGCAAAAGCUAAACGUGAGGGUAUACGUGCCGUCCAUCUUCCAUUUGACGAAUACUUAAUGUGGGGGAGAGGCAACAGGAGUCUGCCUUUAACCAAAUUGGAAAUAUUGUUGGAGAUGAACACCAAUGACUGGCAAAAGCUUCGCUAUGUGCCUCAGAGAAAACUUGUGCGAACUUUAGAUCUGUACUCAGAAUUCUAAGUGUACAGAAUCUUGUAAAUACUUUUAUUCAUAAAUAAAAAAAGAAAACUAGUAUUUAAA